Acanthochromis polyacanthus (spiny chromis) is the source of this 5854-nucleotide messenger RNA. RefSeq names its product pyruvate dehydrogenase phosphatase regulatory subunit (gene pdpr). NCBI's taxonomy places the organism in Eukaryota, Metazoa, Chordata, Actinopteri, Pomacentridae. The record is from RefSeq and is a predicted model, not a curated record. The transcript is spliced from 18 exons. Gene Ontology annotation, cellular component: mitochondrial matrix; mitochondrion; cytoplasm. The coding region runs from base 168 to 2846 and encodes 892 amino acids. Gene Ontology annotation, molecular function: protein binding; oxidoreductase activity.
UUUGAAGGUUGAGAGCGGACGUGCUUCUUCUUAUUGAGGCUAGUUUGACAUUGAUUCUGACUGCUGCACCCAAACAGCACUUUCAUACCGCUGUCACUGCUGUUUACUUUAGUCGUCCAAAUAUCACUCCGACUGGACUUGGCUGGUUGGUUGCAGAAAACACAGCUAUGUGCAGCUGUGUGCGGAGCUCCAGGGCUCUGUCCCCUGUCCUGCUCCCCAGGCUGCUGCUUCCCCAGACGGGGUUCAGAUUGGCCAGCAGGGGACUCUGGACCUCUCCCCAAUGUCUGGGUGUCAGCGGAGACUCCCAGCUGCUCCCUCUGCCCAGCCAGGCCCGGGUUGUGAUCUGUGGGGGAGGUAUUGUGGGAACAUCAGUGGCCUACCACCUGGCCAAACUAGGCUGGACUGAUAUUGUGCUACUUGAGCAGGGCAGACUUGGUGCAGGAACAACCAGACUCUGUGCUGGCAUUGUCAGCGUGGCCAAACCUAUUUCCAUUGAGUGUCAAAUGGCCAACUACUCCAACAGUCUUUACCAGCAGCUGGAGGAGGAAACUGGGGUUAAAACAGGGUAUGUGAAGACAGGGUCUUUGUGUCUAGCCCAAAAUCAGGAUCGCUUCAUCUCCCUUAAGCGCUUGGCCUCAAGACUCAAGGUAAUGGGAAUCAGCUGUAACAUCAUUAAACCUAAAGAGGUGGCCAAACUUCACCCUCUAGUUAACAUUCACGACCUGGUGGGGGCGCUCCAUCUACCUGGAGAUGCUGUGGUGUCUCCACCUGAAGUUAACCAUGCCCUGGCUGUGGCUGCUGCUGGACAAGGGGUUCAGAUCCUGGAGCGAACCACUGUUCAGCAGGUUCUGGUAGAGAAGGGUCAUGUCAUGGCUGUGGAGACUGACCGUGGCUCCAUUGAGUGUGAAUAUUUUGUCAACUGUGCUGGACAGUGGGCUUAUGAGCUGGGCCAAGCUAGUGAGAUCAAGGUUUCGGUUCCUCUUCAUGGCUGCGAACACUUCUACCUCCUCACCAAACCUCUCCAAGAGCCACUUUCUCCAAACACACCAGUGGUGGUCGACAUGGACGGCAGGAUAUACGCACGACCGUGGCAGGGAGGCCUUCUGUCAGGAGGCUUUGAGAAGAACCCCAAACCUAUCUUCACUGAGGGCCGUAAUCAGCUAGAGAUCCAGAACAUGCAGGAGGACUGGGAUCACUUCGAGCCAAUGCUCAGUGCCCUGCUGAGGAGAAUGCCAGGUCUUGAGUCAGCUGAGAUCCAUCAGUUGGUCAACUGCCCAGAGUCCUUCACCCCUGACAUGCGCUGUCUGAUGGGGCAGACACCGGGUGUGUCUGGCUACUAUGUGCUUGCAGGGAUGAACUCCUCAGGCCUGGCCUUUGCAGGAGGAGCUGGCAAGUACCUGGCAGAGUGGAUGUCCUAUGGCUACCCCACUGCCAAUGUCUGGCCGCUGGACAUAAAACGCUUUGGCAACUUGCAGAGCAGUCGAACUUUCCUGCGACACAGAGUGAUGGAAGUCAUGCCACUGCUGUAUGAACUGAAGGUUCCUCGGUGGGACUUUCAGACUGGGCGUCAGCUGAGGACCAGUCCUCUGUAUGAUCGUCUGGACACCCAGGGGGCUCGAUGGAUGGAGAAACAUGGCUUUGAAAGGCCCAAAUACUUUGUUCCUCCAGGAAAAGAUCUGCUAUCUCUGGACCAGAGUAAAACCUUCUACAAGCCAGACUGGUUCGACAUUGUUGGAGCGGAAGUGAAAUGCUGCAAAGAGGCGGUCUGCGUCAUUGACAUGUCCUCCUUCACCAAAUUUGAACUGACUUCAACAGGGGACCAGGCUUUGGAGCUGCUGCAACACCUGUGUGCCAAUGACCUAGAUGUUCCUGUUGGACACAUCGUCCACACUGGCAUGCUGAAUGAGAGGGGAGGCUAUGAGAACGACUGCAGUGUGGUUCGCCUCAGCAAGAACAGCUUCUUCAUCAUCUCUCCGACUGACCAGCAGGUCCACUGUUGGUCCUGGAUUAAGAAACACAUGCCCAAUGACCCACACCUCCACCUAGAGGAUGUCAGCUGGAAGUACACAGCUUUAAAUCUAAUUGGACCACGUGCAAUGGAUGUUCUGGCUGAGCUGUCAUAUGUUUCCAUGACCCCUGACCACUUCCCCUCCAUGUUCUGUAAGGAGAUGAGUGUGGGCUAUGCCAAUGGGAUCAGAGUGAUGAGUAUGACCCACACUGGAGAACCAGGUUUCAUGCUCUACAUCCCAAUAGAGUACGCGCUGCAUGUGUACAACGAGGUGAUGUCAGUGGGUCAGAAGUAUGGCAUUCGGAAUGCAGGGUACUACGCACUGAGGAGCCUACGCAUAGAGAAAUUCUUUGCCUUCUGGGGGCAGGACCUCGAUGCCUUCACAACCCCGCUGGAGUGUGGACGAGAGUUCAGGGUCAAAUUUGACAAGGACACCGAUUUUCUUGGUCGUGAGGCAUUGCUGCAGCAGCGCCAGGAUGGUGCAUCUCGACGGUUCGUCAUGCUGGUUCUAGAUGACCAUGACACUGAGCUGGACCUGUGGCCAUGGUGGGGUGAGCCCAUCUACCGUAACAGUCUGCUAGCUGGGACGACCACCAGCAGCGCCUACAGCUACACUCUGGAGCGCCACGUCUGCCUGGGCUUCGUUUCUCCACCUCCAAGCCCCGAGGGGCUUCCCACACCCAUCACUCCUGACUUCAUCAACCGUGGGGACUACGAGGUGGACAUUGCUGGCCAGCGUUACCCAGCCAAAGCCAAACUGUACCCUUUCAGCUCACUCUUCACCCAACAAAAGCGCCGCAAGGAUGACAUGGAGCUCAGCAACCUCCAGGGGAAGUGAUGCACAGCACAAGAAAACCUUCCUCGUGACACUCCUUCAGCUCACCAAAUCCACUCCUGCUCUUACCUCGCGGUGCCAACAUUUCUUUCCUGUUAUUGCUCCUAAUGAGAGGGCCGUAUGCACAAUCACUCGUCUCACUAAUAUUUAAUUUCCAUGUUGCAUCUCUCUCUUUUAAAGUGCAAUAUUUAAGAUUCACCAAAUGCUUGAGUUAUAUCAAAUACAGAGCUCCUUUCUCUUUCUAUUCUGCAGCUGUUUUCCAGCUGUGCCCUGCUUCACCUUCAAACACAGUCCACACAGUCUCAUGGCUGCUUUACUGACAGUCCAUGGUCAAGUGCCUUUGCCAAGGCAAGAUCAACACUAGCUGUUGAGGACUGCUUACUUUGUUCACUUUAAGGCAUCCAGGAGGGAUUUUAACAGACAAUCUUCUAUAUUAGUGUUCUGGACACUGUAAAGCUUCCACGCUGCACUGCACACUCCACUGUCUGGAUGAGUCAAAGAACGUUCAUUAGUGAUGUGCAAACGCUUACAAGUCAAUGUAGUUGUUGACUCUGUUGUCAGUCUACGAACUGUAAGUUUGCUGCUGUAAAGGAUAUGAGCGAUGUGAUGUGGCUAACUCAGAUACUUUAUACUUCCCACUACAUUAUACUGGACAAUGAAGGAAAACAUCCUUUUCAGUCAAGGGAGAAAGGUCCAGAAAGCAUCAAGAAGCCUGGAAUAAUGAGUAAACCUGUGUUGUGUGUGACUCCAAUCACUCCGCUUCCAGUCAUGUUCAAAAGGCUUCCCCGGCUGUCCCAAAAGCCCCAGAGCAAAACAAAACGACUUGUUUUUCCCUCGGAAAUGUCUCCAUCAUCAUCUGUAAGCUGCUCGUGUGUUUUUGCUGUGUGGAGCUCGUGGUAUAAUGUAUUUACAGUAAUGUAACCUGACCUGGUAUUUAUGUUUUGUGGUCGUUUUGAGACAUCGUUGCACUUUUGAUGCUCAAGUUUAGUUUUCCUAAUAUUUUGUUGAAUGUGUGGCUGAUGUUAGGUGAACGAUAGUGAGGGAAAACAGGAAGGGAGAGGAAAUCUGCAACUCGAGCUGUAAUCCCUGACUUGUUUGGAGUCCAAGAUAUCUUACAUUGGUGAUUUGAGCUUGUUUGAUCCAGAGUUUAGAUGUUUGUGUAAAGAAAGAACUUCACUCCGAUUUGAAAUAAAACUGUGUAUUUUUGUAUAGCUAGUGUGUAUAAAAUCUCUAUUUUCAGUACUGCACUUUUUUCUAUAUCGGUUCUGAGUGACAUCAGCUUAGUUUUUAGUUAACUCCUGCAGCUGUCCUUCUGCUCGUGCAUCAUUUCAAACGUUUUCCAGAUUUUCCUGCACAUGUAAAUAAUUAUCAGCAGCAACAGGUGCAUGAAUGUACAUCUUAAGGUAUUUUUUUCUAUCCAACCACCUUCAGAGGUCUGGCAGAGCUACAGAGCAGCAGGUCUGGAGCUGGAAAGUAUUUAAUGUCACUCAAAGACACUUCGGCAGCAGUGCAGAUAUGAAAAGUAAAGGUCAGUGAACGAGACAGAUGAAAGUUAAUUUCCUCACACUUGGGAAAUAGUCCUCACCUAUUUACUUAGCGUGUUUCUAAUAAUCUGAGAGAAGAUUGACUGCAAGCUUUUGUCACAUCCUGUAGUUAUAUUAGUAUGUUUUGAUAAAUUGCACUAUAUGAUAACAGAUCACUUUAGUCAGUCCUACUCCUAGCUGUAUAUAUAAAAAAAUGUUUCAAGUGACUACAUUUGGUUGAGAGGAGUAGAAAAUCUAAUGUGAUUAUUGUUCUCAGUUUGUAAUUUAUUUGGUUGGAAAUGACAGAUUUGUUCUUUUAAUUAUUUGCUCUGUUUUAAUACAAGACAUAUUUAUCAACUUUUUGGAAAAUCCUUUUGAACUCCAUACCUUUAGCAGAUGGUUUGUCUGGAACACUUUUACCUCUGACAGCUAAAUGGCAUGUCUUUCAGUUUGGAUAUUUCAGCUGCCAUGUUGAUACAGCAAAACUAUAGAAAGCCUCAUCAACAUCUCUGGCUUGUACUACAAAAGUGUACAGAUUUAGUAUACAGAUCGCAUUGUCAAGGAGCCAGUCUUAACUGCAGGACAAUAAAAGUGCAAUUGUGUGAAUUUCCCAGCAUGUGACUGGUGCUGUGCUUAGAUAGAUGCAGUACAGUGGCUAUGAGUCUACCACUCAGACGUUGCUAGUGAAGGGCUAACUUUCUUCUUGUGUCAUCUUUGCAAAAAGUUGUUCAUAUCAAAUCAAGCAACUGUAUUGUGAGAGGCAGCAUUUGGAGUCUUUGUAUAACAGCACAGUCUGGAUUUAGUCAGUUUCAGUUUUGUUACUGUAUAGCCCAUUAAGUCUGAUGUCUGAAGCGCAGUGCCCAGUUUAUGUGGGGGCACAUUUUAGACUUUUCAUUUCUACAAUUUAGGGUCACUUUUCUCCUAUCAUUAUAUCAACAAGGUUGUGUUAAAGUUAUGAUACAUUUCUAAAAGAGCAGUAGAUUCUGUGUGAAGAAGACUUCAUAAACAUGGUCACAUGACCUUGCAACUGUUGGAAUUUAUUUUGUAAUCUGUCCACUAACUGCAUAGAACCUUAUAUGGUAAAAAGGGAAGUGGUCACAAACAUUUGCUCUAAUUGAAGGCCAUCUGUAUGAGGCCACAGGCUUUCUAUACAAGUCCGAAACUGGAAUUUCACUGUUUAUCUGCAGUUCAAAGGUUAAAAAAAUGUAAAGCCACAACUUAAAUAUAUCAUCCAAAAGGUUUUAAAACGUAUGGUAAGGCAUACAAAAUGAAAGUCUGUCUCAGUGUUCAAACACAAAGGCACUCAACAAAAUGGAUAGUGCUUUAGUGCAUGCUUGUUUCCAUUUGAACACUUCUUACACUGAUCUGUCAAUGCCAGCUUUUCCUGCAGAGCUUUACAUUGAUGUAUUUAUACCAUGUUAAAGAGAUGUUUGGCUGUCUAAUGUGCUGAAAGUAAAAUAUAUAAAGAGAACUUUGUUCAUUCAAGAA